AGCCAUCAGUUUUGAAAGUCGUGCCUACUCAGUCACUUUCUGAUUGUCUUGGGUGUAUGAAUUUAAUGAAUGCUGCCAUAUUAAUUUGAGUCCUCUUGUUCUAUAAAUGGGCCAGCCAACAGUGAUAUUCUGCAGAAUAACUACAUGACUGAGAUGAAUCGAAUAAACACAUGCCGUAAUCAAUUCUGUUAUUAUUUACUUACCGUCACCGACACUAAUUUUGGUUUCCGAGUACUCCAGGUCAAGUUUGCCUGUUAUAAUUUCAAAAUUAUAAAAAACUAUAAUAAUUUAGACUUUGAUAUAUUCUGUUGUCUCGAAGAUAUAUUGACACAUUUCAUGAUUACGUAUACGCGAUGCUGGUAUGGGUUUAUAAUAUGUCUUUCAAAAAAUAAUCAUCCAAAUAUAUUAAAAGAAAUUCAAUGAGCAUUCUAUUGCGCAAGGUAUGUUUAUACCAGAUGCACUAAGAAGCUGUAUGAUCGAGACGGACGUAUCCUCAUAUUUACAAACAUCUUCAACAGGACAGGUGUAAAAUUGCUCUGGAAAUACAUAUAGGAAAAGAAACGCUAUGCUAUCGAAUACUAUUUUUCAACAUUACUAAAUAAUAAUUUAAAUGUAAUUAAAAUUUUUAAAUACAUUCUUCCAUACUUGAAGGCAUAUCCUCAAUUUUUGAUGUCUUUAUGUUACAACGGAUUUUUUAUGUAAAUGUAUUUGACUUUGUUGUUUAUAUAUUGGCAUAUAAAUAAAUGUUAAGUGUAUGCAUCGUGGCAUCCUUCUAUUUUAAUUAUAUUUUUAUUUCGUAUACCUAAAUGUCUAUUAGCAUUAUAUUUGUGAAAAUGCAUAUAUUUUAUCUUCCUGUGUGUUAUUCUUACAUAAAAACAACCUAUUUCUAUAAAUACUCAAAGACCAGACCAGCCCAAAAACGUAAAUAAAAACUUUAAGUAAAUUCACUAUGCUUUUAGCAUGUGUAUAGUUAAUCAAUAUUAUAUGAGGAAAUCACAAAAAAAUAUGAAAAUGCUUUUGUUGUCCAACAAAUUUAGACUUUUUUAUUUAGCUCAUAAAAAUCAUAUUUUGGCAGGUAGCAGUACUUAGUCAAAACUAAUUUUAAUUUGGUAAUUUGCCUCAAAAACAAUAUUCUUACCAUAACUUGAAUAUCGUGACAAAUCAAGCUUCUUUACAUAGGGACCAAAUAAAAAAAAAAAAAAAAAAAAUGACAGAUUUUUACAUUCCCCUCUUUUUUAAAUGCAUGUGUGUCAAUGAUUUAUGUGUAUCUUUUUUGUGUACUUAGGAUGAAUUUCACCCCUUUAUUGAGGCAUUAUUACCAUACGUCAAAUCAUUCUCGUACUCUUGGUUUAACUUGCAAGCUGCUAAGCGAAAGUAUUAUAAAAAACAUGAAAAGCGAAUGUCAUUAGAAGAAGAAAGGCAUUGUAAGGAUGAGUUACAGAAUGAAAAAAUUGAAGUAAAACAGAAAUGGGCUUCUCGACUUUUAGGCAAACUGAGAAAGGAUAUAACACAAGAAAGUCGUGAGGAUUUUGUUCAAUCAAUUAUCGGCAAACGAAAAUCGAUUUGUGUUCUCUCGAAUCCCGAUCAAAAAGGCAAAAUGCGGCGUAUCGAUUGCUUGAGACAAGCUGAUAAAGUCUGGCGACUUGAUCUUGUUAUGGUAAUACUUUUUAAAGCUAUACCAUUGGAGAGUACUGAUGGAGAACGAUUAGAAAAAAAUCCAGAAUGUCUUCAUCCUGGCCUUUGUGUAAAUCCUUACCACAUAAACGUGUCUGUGAGAGAAUUAGAUUUAUAUUUGGCUAAUUUUAUCAAUACGCAUAACUCAUCGGCAAUAACAGCUAGAUCGCCACACAUUACGAAUUUUAAUCAGAAUCAGAAUCGAAGCAACAAUAGCAAUUCACUAAUUUCUGAUAGAGAGGAUGAGAAUGGGGAAGAUACAGAAUCAAAAACUAGAGGAGGAUUACGACAUAAUCCAUACAAUGGAGUUGUGUGCAAUGAUAUUAUUCUAGCAACUGGAGUAUUUUCAUCUCAAGAGCUGUGGAAAUUAUCUAAAGACUCAAUAUUAGAUGAAAUCAGUAACAACAAUUUGCACACCAAUAUUAUCAAAAGGGAAAAUAUAGCAGCGGCUUUUGACUGCAAUACAUAUCAACUUACUCCAAAUUCCCCAAUAGCCAGUUCUCAGAGCCAAGUUCAGGCUAAUUCCGCCACCACAACCGCAAUUCCAGGGGCUUACAGCAUUGACUUUGUCGAUCAAAAUCAUAGAAAUGUGCAUUUGUCGCAGUCGCCUUUGUUGCGGUCUGAUGCACCUAAUGGAGGAUCCACUGAUGUAAUCAAUAAGAUCAAUCACGCUGCGUCACCCCCAGUUAUUUCUCGAUCUAGCUCAGCUACGGAUAACUAUACAACGGGAAGCUUCUCUGUAAUACUUCGAUCGGCUGACAGCAUUAAUUCCAUUGCUGAUCCAGCUACUGUUACAGCUGAUUCUGCCGCUAUUUCGGUGCAUCGAUACACACCUGUGAAUAAACCUCCAAAUGCAGCCGUGAAUUCACAAAUUCGAACACCAGAAGUGAAUACAGCAAUUUUGCAUCAUAACUGCACAGCACUGAUUGCCAGCUCUGUUAGCCCAGUGAAUACCCUAUAUUAUCCACAACAUAGCAGCCCUCGGGUGUUGGCUCCCACACAUACAUCAAGUUUGGAUCAGGAGCAGGGUCAAUCUCAGUCCCAAUCGCAGCAGCAACAUGGUGAAAAGUUCUCAACUGAAGUUCAUGAUAUUUCUGAUUUUGUAACAUACGUUUGUCAAGAAAGUGGACAUGCAUCAAGUAUUCAAUCGACAUCUGGUUCAGUAGAGGCUUUUUCGCAUGCUCACUCCCACUCGCAUCAACUAGCUGCUCAUUCCCCUCACUAUCAAAUUCAUCAACAGCUGAGAAGCUCUAAAUUGACUGGCGUUGGCGUUGGCGUUCAAUCACCUCAUUAUCACAGUGCAAUGCUGCCUCCGAUGUUGCCUCCGAUGGCACGGCCAGUGGCCAUCAUACGAACUAGUGGGGAUUUAGCAACGUUACAAUCACCUCCAUCGUCAUCCAGCUUAGGAUUAACUAAUGGUUGUGACCUACCAGCCAAAGGAAAUCUAAUCGAUCAGGAUAGAAGAAAUGUGAGUGCAAUGGAGAGCAAUAAUCAUAGUCCAAAUAACGCUGAUGUGGAUCCAAAUGCUGCUGAUUGCACAACCCUUGUUACACGAGCAUCGCCCCAGCCUCAAUCUCCUGCAAGUCCUCAUGUGUCUACAGAAGUGACACGAUGUAAAAUGCAUCCAAUUGCAUCAAACUCACUAACUCGAAUGGCAACGCAAAUGUAUCCGUCAACGAACAGUCGGGAUUACUUUAAUCAUUUUCAUAGUCAAUCAACUUCGCUACUGGGUUAUGCUGGAUCAAUUUCAACAAUGUCAGGUGUUAUAAGUCCAACUAAUUUGAGUCUAUACUCAACACCGGCAAUGACUGUGACUUCUGCACACCGUCCAAAUGGAAGACCGCGCUGGAACACUACACUAACUGAAGAUGAUUUCAAUAUUAUUUCCCACUCCGUGGUCAAUACAAAUGCAGAAAAUGCUCAGGUUAUAUUAAUGGAUGAUUCCACAGGACGUUUUUCCGAUGACUACUCAGCGAAUCCGAAUCGUGAUUUUGUAUCAUGAAUCAAUAGGGAUAUAAUAAUAUAAUGUGGAAAAGGUUUGGGUUUCCAUUUAUUGUAUACUGAUAACAUUGCGAAUUCAGCUUAUUUAAUAAGAAUAUUGUAUAAGUUUGCAUAGUUUCCAAAUCGCUUUACGGAAUUAUAACUCCGCACAGUCGUGAGUAAUUUUGUGUUCCCUUGCUUUUUUGUUCUAUAGAUGUAUUUUCCAUAAGAAUAUCUGAUAGUGCAAAUACUUAGAAUUGUAAAUAUGGGUUGUAUAAUUUAUCAUUGGUCAGAUAAUAUGCAUACCCAUAAGAUCUUAAUAUAUUUCUUUAUCUUAAGUAUCUAAAGUAAAUGUGUAUAUUUAUAAACAUGUCAUCCAUGUUUGUAUAUUUCCACAUUUUCAUUUUAUUCAGUACCGAAUUAAAUUCAUAUAAUGAAUGAAUUCAUGUAAUAUAUGACUGAUAGGGCCUAACUCAUAACAAAUAUAUUCUAAAAUUUUAAAUUUAAUUUUAUUUUAACUGUAACAUACGUUGGACUUAGAUUUUCCCAUUUAAAUGGGAUUUCAAUUGAGUUAGUUUUGAGGUUAUCUAAAAUACGAUCCUCUUCAUUGACAAAACUAGUUUCUUAUAAAUACAUAAUUAAAUAUUUACAGACAAUAGUCAUAUUACAAUA
Molecule: messenger RNA, 4326 nt
Organism: Drosophila albomicans
Lineage: Eukaryota; Metazoa; Arthropoda; Insecta; Diptera; Drosophilidae
Gene: NfI
Exons: 9
Coding region: 1400-3676 (758 amino acids)
Biological process (GO): regulation of transcription by RNA polymerase II
Cellular component (GO): nucleus
Molecular function (GO): DNA-binding transcription factor activity, RNA polymerase II-specific; RNA polymerase II cis-regulatory region sequence-specific DNA binding
Source: RefSeq, a predicted model, not a curated record